Symbiodinium necroappetens is the source of this 2724-nucleotide messenger RNA. NCBI's taxonomy places the organism in Eukaryota, Dinophyceae, Suessiales, Symbiodiniaceae. The record is from the annotation of a GenBank genome assembly.
AUGACAAGGCUAUUAUCUGCUGCUGGUGCUGGCACCUCGCAAAAUGAGACAGAUCUCGCGGCUGUGCCGCUCAGCUUGUCGCUCUUUGAUUCUUCAGGCAACCCACUUGAAAAGACCCUCCAAGAGCCGAUCGUUCUCUCGCUCAGCGGCGACGACCGCAAUGCCGUCUGUGUUUUUUGGGAUCCGGAGAGGCUUAAAUGGUCUCGAGAAGGUGUGUCCAGAGUGCCGGAUGGCUCCUCGUCUAUCAGUUGCCAAACGACCCACUUGAGCAUUUUUGCCGCAAUGCGUUUCGCAGAGCUGGACUUCAAUGAGGCCUUCGAUUGUGCAAGUGAGACGUUUCUCUUCUCCACUGAGUCUUUGGGGAAGAACUCCAGCUGGUGGCGACAGGGAGCGGCAUCGGCACUCUGGGCUGUGCUGGUUCUGAGCAUCAUCGCUCUUUUGGUCGCUCUGAGCCGGGAUGCCCGGAGCGACCUGUCGAAGUGGAGUUGGGAGCUCCUUUCGGCGCCACCGCUUGGAGAGGACGACUUAGAAAGUGAGAAGAGGGAGAAGGAAAGCUUCAAGAAGCAAAGCCACUCCGAGCCCCCGCUGUUAGAGCGGGUGAUGAUCUACUGCUUCCGGUGCCUCCAAGCCUUCCAUGUGGGGGUGGACGUGGACACGCUAGGCCUCAGCCUUGUGUUGGCCCAGGACCCCACUGACCGUGAUCCCACACCUUUGCGCCGUGCAGCCUUGGACCUCGCAGAGGAAAAGGACCUCUUUGCCUCGGCCACUUCUGCCAUCUGCAGCUUCACUGGAGCCAAAAGCCUCCUGGCCAGAUUUCUGCUGCUUUUUCCAGCCCUUCAUCCUGGCACCGGCCUCCUGGCCAGCAGCCUCUUUUAUCCGCGCUGCUCCGUCGUCAUCUUAUUCUCUUGCAGGCUGAUGGGUCCCAUGGCGCUGAACGUCUUCGUGCUGCAGAGCUUGGGCAUCGUUUUCAAGUAUUCUCCGGAGAAUGCCUGCGAGGUCCAAGAAGCUCUGGUGAAGCCUCUGUCUGCUGCCAUGAUCUCGUGUUUGCUUGGGCAAUGUGUCGUGGUUCUUCUCCGGCGCUUACAGCUUUACGACUGGUCGAAGGAAAGGGACUCGACUGAUGAGUGGCUUCGGGUCCAGCAGUGGAGGAGACGAGUGUGCUUAUACUGGACUGCGAGCUUGCUGUACCUCGCCCUCAGCGUUCUUUGCAUAGCUGCCUUUCUAUCUUCCGUGUCUCCAGGGGAUGGCACGUACUGGCUCUACGGUGCUCUCGUCAAUUCCGUCUUCCAGCUAUUGCUGGUGCCAUUUCUCAAUGCCUUCAGCCUCGCGCUUCUCUCCAUGGUGGCUCAAGUCAGCAAGCCCCGGAAGAAUGCGGAAGCAGAGGGCAAGGGCACAGGCUCAGAGGGCUCAGGCUCGCUGGAGGGGAUGCAGAAAGAGAAGUCGGGCUCUCAACCCGGAACCCCAGGGCGCUUUUUUUCAGGAUGCUUGCUGGAAGACUACUUCGCUGUCACAGAGUCUGCCAUAAAACCCGACUCUUCCCGGUUGGGUUCACUUGACUUGUCGCCUCUUCGAGACGAUGGGAUUGCUUUCGAGACCGGCUUCAGUUUCAAGCCUGAGACUGUCGAUUGUGAGAAGGAAGGUGUGGGGCGACCAGAUACUCCUAGGUGCUUUGAGGCAACAGCGCAACUGGGCCAUGCUGACAAGAAGCCCACAGGCGGCUUGCUUUUGUCGGGAAGACCCAGCAGCCCGUUCCAGCCAAUGGCUGCCGGCUUGGAAGGUUGCAAGUGGCGGGAAGAUGGCGACGUUCUUGAGCUCGACUUGUCUCAAGACUUACCAGGUUCUCUCCUGAACCAGGCUUUCGAUCGUCUUCGACCAACCUGCGCAAUGCCUUCCAACAAGGGCCUGGACAGCGACAGUGAGGCCUUGUCGGAUCUUGUGCUGGACAUGCUUGAUAUCGAGCGGCCGCCUGCAAGACAGUCCUCGGACUUCCGAGACGAAGAAGGACUUGGAACGCUGCGACUCCACUUCGGCUCGGAAUCUCUGGGCCGCACGAUGACAUGGUCACGGAAAGUGGAGCCCAAUCUCAGCAGCAUCCAGGAAAGCCAGGAUGACUGGCCUCAGAAGCCUUUCCACUUCAGUGACGAGGUUUUUGACGAAGGCGACAUGGACAUGUCUGACCUACACUGUGCAUCUCCCGUCAAAGGGACGCCAGAGAGUCAAGCCAGUGAUGUGGCUUUCGAUGCAUUCCCAGCGCGACAGCGAACGGCAGUUUUAGGCAUGGACAGCGAUGGUGGUGCGUGGGCCUGGGUGAGACCUUCCCAUGUACCUGACCCAUAUGGGACCUGGAGCUCCUCGGAGUCCUCCGCUUCUUCGGCGGCCUUCGAGGAGAGCCCUUUUUCGGCCUCUGCCACGAGACAGGAUGCUUCUCUCCGGAAGAGGCUUGCGGACAGCAGCUCCCGAGGUGACGUGUUUUGCGUUGAUGUCGUCUCCCCAUCGGAGGAGGAUACACGGGAAGAGGCUUUUGACUCUGCAGAGGUGAGUGACUUGCGGCACGCCUCGCAGGCCGAUGCGAUGCAAGCAUGGACUGCCGUCUCCUGGACCCCAUCUGUGCAGGAGGCCGUGCCGCAGUGGAGCAGACCACCAGACAGGCAGCGCAAAGUGCCGCUGUUGGGCGAAGAGCGACCAUGGAGGAAUUGGCUGUCUCGUGCAGCUGCAGACACGUAG